Messenger RNA from Lachancea nothofagi CBS 11611, 3624 nucleotides. Lineage: Eukaryota; Fungi; Ascomycota; Saccharomycetes; Saccharomycetales; Saccharomycetaceae. The record is from the annotation of a GenBank genome assembly.
AUGGCUCAGUUGAAAAGACGGGCGUCUGACACUAUCGACACAGAGAGUCCAUGGUCAGGGACCGGCAAAUCAAUCCACAAAAAGACCUUGAUUGAGGCACUUGAAAAUGGAGCGCAAGUCAACGGGUCCGAAGUACACGAGGAGUCUGGCAACGCAGACGAAGACGAAAGUGGAUCAGAGGAGGAGCAGGAUGGAGCAAGGAAGCAGCGUCGUGUGGGCCAGAUUAGCGCCCAGGACGUACAAGUAGCGCGAGCCACCGCUGAACUGUUCAAAUCUAAUAUUUUCAAGCUGCAGAUCGACGAGCUCUUGCAGCAGAUUAAGCUAAAGGACUCACACAUCUUGCGAGUCGAAAAGUUUUUGCACAAGCUCUAUGAUACAAUCCAAAAGGUACCCGAAUGGGAACCGACCACGCUGGCCGACGUCGAGUCCUAUUUUAAGGGCAAGAUUGUCUCUGUUCCUUUCACGGACCCAAAGCCUGCUCCCUCCGUUCAAUACAAGUUCGAUUACAAGACCCCCGACGUGUCGUUGAUCGGCUCGUUUGCCCUCAAGUGUGCCACCUAUGACCCAAAGGGCUCCUCGGUUGACGUGUUACUCACAAUGCCAAUGGAGCUCUUCGAUAAGAAGGACUUUCUCAACUUCAGGUGCAUUCACAAAAGAAGCGUCUAUCUGGCUUAUUUUGUACAUCAUCUUUCCGUACUUUUCGCUAAGGACCAGUUAUCGGAGUUUUUGCAAUUCAAUUAUGACUACCUGAAUGAUGAUCCAUUAUGCCCUAUCCUGCGACUUCAGUGCAAACCUGGCGGCUCUUCUGAAUACAAUUUUUACAAGACCAAUUUCUCCAUCAACAUAAUAAUCGGUUUCCCAUAUGGCUUUUUCGAUGCCAAGAAGCUUCUUCCUAAUAAAAACUGCAUCAGGGUACAAGAAGACAAGGACACGAUGACUCCACUUUAUAAUUUCUCUGUUCUCUCCUCGUCUACUCAUGACCAUUAUUUGAAAUUCUUGUACAAGACUAAGAAACAAACAGAAGCGUUUAAAGAUGCAUGCAUGCUCGGUAAGUUAUGGCUCAAGCAGAGAGGUUUUUCCUCUAAAUCAGCCCAUUCCGGAGGAUUAGGUGGUUUUGGCUCGUUUGAAUUCGCCACAUUAAUGAGUGCGCUUUUAUGUGGUGGUGGUGUAAACGGCAAUAAGAUUUUACUGCACGGUUUCUCAUCUUACCAGCUUUUUAAAGGUGUCAUGAAGUAUUUGGCCACAAUGGAUCUCUGUUCUCAAGGUCAUCUUCAAUUUUAUUCCGAUCUAAGUCCUUCUUCAAAUUUACCUACAUCCAGGUAUCUCGCAGAAGGCUUUCAAACUCCUACCAUAUUCGAUAAAACCACAAAAGUUAACAUUCUAACUAAAAUGUCGGUAAGGUCUUACCAAGCCCUUCAGAUUCAUGCCCGUGAAACAUUUGGCCUAUUAAGCGACGUGGUGAGAGACCAGUUCUCAAACAUAUUUUUGACUAACUUGAACAGAUGCCAAGAAAUAAAGUAUGACAUGACUUUUGAUUUGGACCUACCGACCCAGUCAGUAAUACUUGACAAGUUCGGUCCUACCGAAAAGAUAAAAUUUGUCAGUCUUGAAAAUUUUGUGGUCAAUAAAAUUUCUAAUGUUGCUAAAAUCGCUUUGGGUGAAAGAAUAAAGUCUUUUGAGGUCGAACUAGUUAAUUACAAGACUUGGUUCCCAAUAAGUAAGAGAAAGCCGAACAGCAGCUCCAAUAUCGCAAACAUUAAGAUUCAUGUUCUUGUCAAUCCUAAUGAAUCAGAAAAGCUAGUUACCAAAGGGCCACUGAACACAGAAGAAAACACAUCUGAAGCUAUGGCGUUCAGAAAUUUCUGGGGCAAAAAGUCCUCUUUACGUCGCUUCAAAGACGGAUCUAUCACGAACUGUUGUGUUUGGAAUACUUCAGCUUCGGAACCAGUAAUUUUCGAUAUUUUGAGCUACAUCUUCAAAUUGCAUUUGGCAGAAAAUGCCAAGCUUUCAAACUCUACAUCAAAGCAGUUCCAAGAAUUGUUGCCAUUACCAAAUCUCCCAGCUAGUUCAAGCUUGUCUGUUUUGAGUUUGGGUAGUUUUUACAACGUACGCAAGUCUUUCGACGCGCUUUCCGGUUUUUUGUUCAAGUUAAGUUUGCCGCUUUCGAUCAAAUCUGUCUUGCCUGUCGGACCAGCAUUUAGGUACACGACAACGUGUCAACCUGUCCCAUUUGCGUAUUCAAAUCCAGAUUUUCUGCAAGAUGUCAUCCUAGAGUUUGAGUCUUCUCCUAAAUGGCCGGACGAGAUAACUUCUCUUGAAAAAGCCAAAACUGCAUUUUUACUAAAGGUUGAAGAGGAACUCUUGUCCUCAAAUAGCGAGUACAAAACCUUUUUCGCGAGAGACGAGUCAAUCCCCUACAAUCUAGAGAUUGUCACUCUUAAUGUCCUGACUCCAGAGGGCUACGGAUUCAAAAUAAGAGUGCUCACGGAACGUGAUGAAGUGUUGUAUUUGAGAGCCAUUAGCAACGCGCGGAACGAAGUCAAACCGGAAUUGGAGAAAGUGUUUUUGAAAUUCACCGCAAAGUACUUGGCGUCUGCCAGACACAACAGAACUCUGGAAACCCUAGCGCACAGCCAUCCCUUGUAUCCUCCGGUAGUAAGAUUAUUCAAAAAAUGGCUGGAUUGUCAUCUCCUGCUAACGCACCUACCAGAAGAAUUAGUCGAACUGAUUGCCAUGAAACCUUUUGUUGAAUGCGCUCCGUACUUUGUCCCAGGUUCUGUGGAAAACGGGUUUCUGAAAAUCAUCAAAUUUUUAAGUCAGUGGAAUUGGAGAGAAGAUCCCUUGAUUUUAGACCUUGUUAAACCAGAGGAACUUGAAUUGGGUUCGGCUGUCGGCUCGGCCAACGGAAUUGAUUUGGAUGCCAAAGUCAGCGACAGUUUAAGAGAUAACCUCACUCUUUCACAGAUUAAAGCCAUUCAAAGUAAUUUCACGACUCUCAGAAAAAGUGAUCCCCAGGGUUUGGGCAUUCAGUUUUUCGUUGCAUCGAAGAGCGAUCCAAGCGGAAUUUUGUAUUCCAGCGGUAUCCCUCUUCCUAUUGCCACGAGAUUGACGGCAUUAUCAAAGGUUGCCUAUAAUCUAAUCCAGACCCACGGCUUGAACAAGCAAACAGUUGAUUUGUUGUUUACCCCAGCAUUAAAGGACUACGAUUUCGUAGUUAAGCUCAGGAUGCCUACUCCCUUGAAACUUUCAUCCGGUGUGCUAGAGACGAAUGGCUUCAAAAAUCUGGACCAGCAGCAAUCGUCUUUCCCCAAAGACUUGUCACAGAUGAGUGACAAAAUGGAUCCUUCCUUUCAACUUGUGAAAUAUCUGAAUAUGAAGUACAAAAACAGCAUAAUCUUCUCGAGUCACCGCUAUCCUGGGAUUAACGGCGGAGAGAAAGGUGAUCAAAAUGUCAUCACUGGUUUGAUCAGGCCAAAUUUUAAGAGCCCUGUGAAGUUUAGAGUGAACAUGGACGCCAACGUCAAACCUGUGAGUACUGAGCAGGUGAUUUUGAACAAAGAGGCAAUUUUCAAUGAAAUCGCGGUGUUUGGUGAUGAACUUAUUACCGAAUUUGAAUUUAACUAG